Messenger RNA from Erinaceus europaeus (western European hedgehog), 1957 nucleotides. RefSeq names its product serine rich single-pass membrane protein 1 (gene SSMEM1). The record is from RefSeq and is a predicted model, not a curated record. NCBI's taxonomy places the organism in Eukaryota, Metazoa, Chordata, Mammalia, Eulipotyphla, Erinaceidae. The transcript has 3 exons. The coding region runs from base 845 to 1573 and encodes 242 amino acids.
GUGGCGCAAAGCACAAGGACCGGCAUAAGGAUUCCCGGUUCGAACCCCGGCUCCCCACCUGCAGGGGAGUCGCUUCACAGGCAGUGAAGCAGGUCUGCAGGUGUCUAUCUUUCUCUCCUCCUCUCUGUCUUCCCCUCCUCUCUCCAUUUCUCUCUGUCCUAUCCAACAAUAAUAACUACAACAAUAAAACAACAAGGGCAACAAAAGGGAAUAAAUAAAUAAAGUAAAUAUUUAAAAAAAAAAAAAGAGUGUCAAUAUAGACAUAUUGGAGAGCAAUUCAGCCUAACACAUUAGAACUGUGCAGAUUUAUAAGUCAUGAUACAUUGAUCCAUAUAAAAGAUGAAAGAAAGCACUCGGGCGGGGAGACAGCAUAAUGGUUAUGCAAACAGACUCUCAUGCCUGAGGCUCCUAAGUCCCAGGUUCAAUCCCCCCCGCACCACUAUAAGCCUGAGCUGAGCCGUGCUCUGGUGUUUCUCUCUCUCUGCAUCUCUCUCAAAAAAAAAAAAAAAAAAAAAACCGAAAGAAAGCACUCAAUGUACACCUCAGAGCCUUAGAUAUUAAAGACAUGACACUGCGUUAUUUCCAAGAAUUAGGUGGUGGUCAUGGGGGGUAGUAAAGCAGAACAAUACUGAGGCAUGGGGGAAAUCGAUGUUUAUAGAAGUCACUUAGCCAGUGCUCCUCAAAAUCUAGAAAUUCAGGAAGGAUGUGUCAGUUCUGUCACAGUUAUUGAAGUGUAUGUCAUAAUAGGUUGCCAAGGAAGUUGUCAUACAUGUGUAGUGAAGGACCUCCCUGUCAUCUUCCUCCCUUUGAGCAUGUUUGAUUGUUUUCAAAGCAAGAACCUAUCAUGGGAGACCUCUUGUCCUUAUUUUGGGAGGUGGAUCCUCCUCCUAUGCCUUUAACUUUUCCUAUUCCAAAUCAGGACUAUGAAUGCCAGAAGGAUGACUCUUGUGGCACAAUAGGGAACUUCCUGCUUUGGUAUUUUGUCAUUAUAUUGGUCCUGAUGCUCUUAUCUCGGGCUACUGUCUGGAUAUCUGAGAAAAAGGAUGACGACAGUGGGACAAGCACUUCAGUAAGUAAAGCCAGCAAAGACUCUUCUUGUAAGCGACCAAACAAGUCCAGUGCCUGGAACUUUUUGCAAAUCAUGAGAAAAGAAAAGCUAGGCCAUCUGACUCCUGUCACUGAGUCAGAAGUGGCAUUAGUCAGUGCCUAUCUUCAGCAGAAACGAGCCCGGCGCCAUUUUCAGUUCAACCAGGUGAAUCCACCACAACAUGACAGCGACACCACUGAGUGUGACAGUGAAGAAUCCAACUCAGGAGCCUCCUCGUGGAAGGAGAGUGAAAGUGAACACCUCCCAUCACCAGCCAGUAUUAAGAGAAAAGCAGCACAGAUGCAGAGGAAUCUGGGAAAUUACCAGGUCAAAGAAAGGCCUUGUCUCCAUUGCAAAGCCAUGAGAACCAAUGAAUGGUUGACACGCCAUUUCCUUCAAACCACUUCAGCCACAACCCCAAUGAAAGGAGGCAUUCAGGAGGAACAUUCUGCACUUGGUAGCCACACAAAAUUCAGCAAAUAUUGAAUUUUAUCAAGUCCUUACCUUGUUUGAAGCCAAAUGAAAGAGAUAAAGAAAACACACACACACACACAAACUCCCUCUCUCUCUGUCUCUCUCUCUAUCUGUCUGUCUCUCUCUCUCUCAUCAGAACUCCAGGUGAGAAGGCUUCGACAAGAAAGUCUCUCUCCAAACAAUCAAAACAUACUUGGAACCCAAGAGGUUAAAUUUCAGAUAAUCCUUUGUCCAAAAAACGGACAAGUGAAUUUAUUUAUGUCACCAUUGGAAUAUCAACUAUCUGCACCCACUAUAAUUUCUUAAUUCAAAAGAGCACAAGACAGAUACUUUAUGCUUUGAGUGUAUGCAUUUUGUUUGUGUCUGUAACACAAAUAAAGGCACUCCUUAAAUAUA